GCUGAACGCAAACACCACCACCAUGGUCGCCUUCCACACCACUCUCUUCCUCGGACUCAUCUUUGUCUCCACGGUGGCGUCACAAGACCCCUGUGAGACAACCCGAACGCUUCCAAACUUGCAGAGAAGAGGCACGAACAUCAACGUCCCCGGCAACCUCACUAAUGUUCUCUGUGACAGUGACAUUAGUGGAUACUACAUUGUGAAUCAGCAGAUUGCGAGUAUGUUUGUUCCCGCGGGGAGAUGUGGGACGAACGUUCCCGUGUUUGCAACACAGUCUUUAUCAAAUGUCCAGGGGGUGACAGUCCCGGUUUCAGUUUGCUUGAGUAGAGCUACGUCUAACAACAACGUGCUAUGCGCAGACACCAGACAGAUAAAUGCCACCUGGUGCGGGACGCAUUACGUCUAUGGUCUUGUGCCCUUACCCUGUGACAACGACGGCAAUGCUGCCUACUGCAUCAAUGCCAUGACCUCAGGUGAGUUUGAUCCGGUCCCCACACCGCCACCCCCACCAGAGCCGGUUCCAGUUUCAACUGAUCCUACCGACUGCGACUUCGACAACGCAAUGUACCCUCCAUGGCUUGUGCAGUUCCCUCAAGGCGGGGUAUGUGACCGUGAUGUGUCCACGGCAUGUCUAGUCCCAGAGGUUAAACUGUCCUCACGAAAUCCCGUUCUCGCCACUGACAACAUCACAUGUUGCUACCGGGAAAUCUGGGUGGAUGAACGAGGACCUUUCAUUAAGCACACGGUACCUCUUGUGUAUAGGAGCGCCCUACACACAGACUGCAGCACUAUUAUGUGCCCCCUCCCAGAUCUCCCGAUUGCUCCCAUCGAAUCAGUACCAGGUUUCUUGGUCUCAAUCAGCCGAGAUCACGUUUUCUACGGAAACGAGAAACCAUAUGUACCAUACGACGGCCGCUGUUGGACAUGUUCAUUCCCAUACAAUCCGGUUUGCACACUAAAGCCUGAUCACUGUUUUAUCGAGGGCAGGUGUUACAUCAAUGGGGGUUUGCGACCAAAUUCACCGCGGGAAAUAUGUAACCCAGAACAAUCCACUACUGAAUGGUCCAUCAUUGGAAAUGGAUGUGCAGACAAUACCGGACUCACCUAUUUGUCGGGGGAACGACCCACUAAUCCUUCUCUGGCUUGUUUGCAGUGCGUGCCCGAGGUAUCCCAAACACAGUUAACUGUUGUAGACGGUUGCUACAUACAAAACGUUUGUAUUGGUGAAGGUGCACCCCAGUCUAAUUCAAACUGCCUAGUAUGUCGACACGACAAGAACACUACGGCAUACUCCCCGUCGCCAGAUCAUUGCUUUAUAAAUGGAGCAUGUUACGAUCGUGGUCAGCAGUUGGUCGGAGAUACUUGCCAGGGAUGUGACCCGGAUGUAAGCCUGUACAGCUUCUCAGUACUGCCUAACAUGUGCAGGAUUAAUAACAUGUGCUACACCCCAGGUCAACGAAUGGGAGGCUCGUGUCUGGGCUGCGAUCCCCUUGUAAGCCGGGAUUCCCUCUCACCACUAUCUGGUUGUUAUAUCAAUGGCCGAUGCUAUGGCGAGGGUGAGGUUAGUCCCACCAACCCCUGUCGUCGCUGUGAAGGAGGGGAGACCCGUACGAACUUCACGACCAACGUGGGAUGCUUCAUUAAUGGUCAGUGUGUUGCCGAACUUUCCCCCAACCCGCUUGGAGAUUGCCGAGUCUGUCAAAAUGCUGUAGAUGAUGAUGACUAUUCUCCUCCACCGGGAUAUUGCUACAUUGGUGGCCGAUGCUACGCUCGCUUACAGCAGGAAUCAGUUGGGUCGUGUCUGGCCUGUGUGCCAGAAGUCAGCCAGUUCGAGUUUUCAAUUCUCCCAAACAGAUGUUACGUGAGUGGCCAGUGCUAUUUUUCAGGCUUCAGACCACCGUUUUCACCAUGCUUGGAAUGUAUCCCGACAAUCAGCCAGGAUAUACUUUCCCCUUCCAUUGGUUGCUUUAUAAACGGCGAAUGUUAUGCUGAGGGCACUACGGGACCUCAACACUGCCUUCAGUGUAGGAGGGCAGAUGAUCCCACCGACUGGACAGUUACAGCUGGCUGUUAUGUGGACGGCAUUUGUUACAGCGAAAAUCAGGUCAGCGCCAUUGCGCCAUGUCGACGAUGCGAUGAAUCUCAGAACCGAACUCAGCUGACGACUACAGAGGGGUGUUACAUCAACAAUCAGUGUGUACCAGAACUUGCCCCCAGCCCAGAAGGAGACUGUCGAAUCUGUCGUGGUGGUAUUGACAGAAAUGCAUAUUCACCCAGAGCAGGUUUUUGCUUCAUAAACAAUGCUUGCUUCAGUGCGAACACUGCAAUCGGUCGAUUUUGUAGAGGAUGUAAUCCGAUGACGGACCUAUACAAACAGUCAACUCUGCCUGGUUACUGUUACGUGGCAGGCACAUGUUACACUCAGGGUCAGGCACCUCUUGGAUUGGAUUGCCUACAGUGUGUAACGACGAAUCCAGAGGAAUUAACAGUUGUAUCUGGCUGUUAUAUAGACAGUCAGUGCUAUGCAGAGGGUGCCCAAGGCCCUCUGCCAUGCCUUCGAUGCGAUUCGUCACAGAGCCGUACAGAGUGGACAGUCACAAGUGGCUGUUACGUCGAUGGUGAAUGUCAUCCGGAGGGACCAGUUCCUGGUGUUCCGACGUGUAUGCAGUGCAACUCGGUCAUGAGCAAGACUGAGUUCACGAUCCAAGUCGAUCAGUGUUACAUUGAUGGCCGGUGUUAUGCUUUUGAUGAAGCGUCACUGGAUAAUGCAUGUAGCAAAUGCUACCCUGCUGUAAGCAGAACAAGCUUCACAACAACAGGAGGCUGUUCUAUUGGUAACCAGUGCGUUCCUGAAGGUGUGGCAGAAUCCCCAUUAAACUUCUGUCGAGUCUGUGACUCCAGCCUCAACCCAACAGGAUACAGCAUAUCCGAUAAUGGAUGUUUCAUUGGAAAUCGGUGUUACGUAUCUGGCCAGCGCGCCAGCGUCGCCGACUCUUGUCGUACAUGUGCCCCGGCUAUAUCGAAGUUUGAUUUCACAAUUACUGGAGGGUGCAUUAUCAACAAUCAGUGUUUCCCGACGAAUGCCCAGAGUUCCGAUAAUCCGUGUAACCGGUGCAUACCAUCAUCCAGCCUCUCUGCUUUUACACCAAUGUCUGGUUGUGCUGUUGGUAAUACAUGUGUGGACAAUGGUCAAACGAAUCCGGUGAACCUUUGUGAAAGAUGUGACACGAGCAGAACCACCAAUGGCUACAGCCAGACGUUUUACCAAACCAUCUUCUCCAAUACAGUCUCUUGCUUUGCGUUUUGUCAGCAGUUGUCAAGUAUCGCGGCAUCAUUGCAAUUUUUUUGCUCUAGUCCAAAUUCAGUAGACUAUUCCACCUACUGCACCUUGGAAAAUCUCGAGGAUUACAACAACCUUGCCUGUCCAACCACACUCCAAAAUACCCUUGUAAUAAAUUUUUGUUCAAAUCGAGACACACUCCCUGCAGCUACGUCGUUGAGUAAUGCCUGUGCCUUAGGACGAUAAAAUUCUCUUGUAUACGACCUACAUUAUGUUAAACCUGUCUUAAAUUCGUAAUAAAUAUACUCAGUGCAUCCCA
Molecule: messenger RNA, 3602 nt
Organism: Liolophura sinensis
Lineage: Eukaryota; Metazoa; Mollusca; Polyplacophora; Chitonida; Chitonidae
Exons: 29
Coding region: 23-3529 (1168 amino acids)
Source: RefSeq, a predicted model, not a curated record